Molecule: messenger RNA, 4275 nt
Organism: Leptosia nina
Lineage: Eukaryota; Metazoa; Arthropoda; Insecta; Lepidoptera; Pieridae
Source: the annotation of a GenBank genome assembly
AUGACUCAUCCAUUAAAUGAACUUAAGCGGCGCCUAGAAGAUGAAUCCUUGCCUCUAUCCAAAAGAUUUUGUCUCGCCAAGAAUGUCAUACACUCCCAUCACUUUCCAACAACACCUAAAGAAAGGAUUAUUGGAGAAUGGUUAGGCGAACUGACAAGUAUCAAUAAGAUAUCAAAUUAUAACUUAAAAGAAAUAUUGAAAUGGAUCAACAAUGUAGAUGAUUUCACUGUGGAAUUAAAGUACAAACUUAUUGGAGUUGUUUCUCAGUACCUUCACAAUAAUAUUUUAAAACAUGAAGACAUUCAAGAUAUUGCAGCUUUCAUUGAGAAUAGUAAAAUAUCUGCCCAGCUAUCCAUUCAAAUAGAAGACUUUCUCUCCAUAUCUAUGACGUUGCUACAUAAUUUAUCAAAUGAAGCAAAUAGUGUGCAAUUAGUGAAUAAAUUACUAGAUAAUAUUACUAAACAAUACAGAGAUUGUAAGAAAAAAAUUGACUUCCUCAACAAACUUAUUGAAGAAGACAAUUUAGAAACAGUGUUCCUUUUCUUAAACACAGAUAGCAGGGCAAGUGUUAUAAAUCUUUGUAGUAGCAUUCUAUUUCCCAUAAAUAAAAGACCUUUCUAUGCUCGGUACCUGAAUAAUAUGAUAAGAAAAGAUGAACUUGACAGUUUGCAAGUGGAAAAAAAUGACAACAUGAAUUCAGUUAUAAAAGUAAUUAAUGCAUUUUUAAAUCCAAAAAGGGACCAACAGUUUUUAUCAGAUUUUAUAAAAGUGUUUGUAUGCUGCUUUAAAAGUGACAGCCAGUUAAUUUUUGCAUUGUACAUCAUUGCUGUUAAUUUCAUUGAUUUGAGCCAAGACUAUAUCAAAACCGUAACUAAACUUACACCAAUAGCAUUUGAAGGGAAUAGCACAAAAAUUAAGAGGAAUAUAUUUCUGAACAUGCUGGACAUUUUGUUGGAAAAUGAAGCGGAUAUAAGUGUCCACUUACGUGAUACAUUAAAUGAGAAGUCAAAGGAAACCAAGAAAACCUUCAUUCUAUUCCUGCAGGAUCUCUUAACGGGAACUGUCAAAGUCGAAGGAAAGCUGGAUAAAACUUCAUUUCACAUAAUAAAGUCGGCAUUAAAGUUAGAUCCAAGUUUAGUUGAACCAAUAAUGAAAGAAAUUUUACCCUCAAUCAUGAUAUCUAGAAAAAGUACAUCUACGUUAGAAAUAUAUAUAGAAAUGCUAAACAUACUUCUUCAUACAUUAUUCAAACUGAGUAAGGGAAUAAAUUUAAUUCAUAUUCUCAUACCAGCACUGAAAAGCAGUUUAGAAAGUGCUGAUCUUAAUAAAGUAGAUGUUAAGAAUAUUUUCCCUGACACAUGUCUGGAGUUGUAUGGAAUGCUGACUUCAGAGUUAAUGUUCAGACAAAACAAAGAAUUAUUAGUUCUACUGCAAAAUGAUUUAGAUGAAUGCUUGACAUCCCUUCAAGAAGAACAUGACAAUGUGUCUCUAGUUACACUUGCUGAAUUACUUGCAAAUGUUAUAUCAAGUUUUCUUUCUCACAACAAAAUGGCAGACCACUCUGUCCCAUUGCCGAUUAGUGAAGACUUUUGGCCUGCUUACCAAAACUUUGAGAAUACACUGAAGAAAUUUGGAGAAAUUCUCUUGAACUUAGAUGAUAGACCCACUUUAAUUCAAGCAUUCCUAAACCUCUGCUUAAGGUUCUUACAAAUGAAAAUAUUGAACCUUAAAUAUAGCAACAUCAAAUUACAAUGUAAUGAGAAUUUACACACUGAAGAGGUGACUGACUUAAGUUCGGUGUUGCCAUGUUUAAAUGCAAAACAGUGGCGGGAAAUAACAAGUAAAAUUUCUGAUGAGAAUGGUGUUUUAAUACUUAAUAAUUUAAUCUUAGCCAAAAUUAUAGUUAUGGAUCUAUCGAUGACAUCCCAAACAGAUGAAAUAACACAAACCAUAUAUAAUACGAAAGACCACUUAAUUAAACAUUUAAUUAACGCUAAAGCUAUGAUCAGUAGUUAUUAUGCAGGAACGUUAUUUUCAAAAGCUGAUAAAAAACAACUGAAACUUAUUGCUAAAAACCUAUUAAAGAUGCACGAAAGUGAUCCGGACCUACUUCAAAACGCCUGUGUGGCCAGCAACAGUGAAUUACUCAGUGCACUUCUUACUGAAGUACUGAAAAAUAUAACAAAGAAUCUUGAUAAUGUUGGACCCUUAACAAAAUAUGUUGGAAAGGGCGAGUUUGAAAUUGAACAGUUUGUAAAAGACAUUGAUCUAAUGCAGUAUUUUGAUACAAUAGCAGUGAACUCAGAAAAUGAUGACGAUAUCAUAAAAUACUUGGAUGUGAUGAGAGUUUUAAAGAUUUACUAUUUAAAUGAAAGUAGUCAAUUGAAGGCUAUUUUUGUUUUGCUUCUAUUAAAAAAAUGCAGCAGUGUAAAAAAAAUUAAACGAAGCAUAGAUUUUAUCUUACAGAGUAUAUUUGAAGUGAGUCCUAAGAGGCCUGAUGUGUUAAAAUUAUUAUCCGUCCCUUUUCUGUUCAACUUCGAGAAUGGGAUUUUAAAACUAUUGAAAAUGACAGCAAGAUCAACAAACCACACAUUGAUAAUAAGGGAAAUACUUGAAUCGGCAACAAGAAAAGUGAGAAAUGAUCCCAGUUUUAUAAGAGCAAUCGUUGACUUGCUUCUAGAUAACUACAAAAAGAUCGAACUAGGCAGUAUGGAUCACUUUUGUAGUGAUGUAUUCCAGAUUAUCUGUAUAAUUGUGCCUCUCAUAGCUAAAGAGAAGAAAAGUAUCUCACCAGCUCUAUAUAAAUCAAAUUUAGCCGACAUUUAUGAAAGUUUAAAUGCAGCCUUGUUGGAAUCAUUUAAGAGUAUUGAUUUUGGCAGCAUCCUUCCCAGUUCUGCUAACUCUAUGAAUGCGGAUGAAAGCAUAAUAACAGAUAAUAGUAUGUCAAUACUAAACGCUAUGGGGACUUAUGCUUUAGUAUUAUCUAAAUGUUGUGAAAGUAAUGACGAAGCAGGUAUAAAAAGCUUAUGGUCUGGUCUAGAAUUCUUCAUACAUAAUGCUAUACAUUUUAUAGAAAAUUCUGAAACAAAAGCUCUUCACGUCGACACAUCAAUCCACCUUAUUAAUGUGGUUUUAAGACACUUUAAAAAACUUGAAAGUCAUGAUCUAUUUAAAAAUAAGGAUGAAGUACUUUUAAAAAUAUGGAAAACCGUCGAAAAGCGUUUAUUUAUUAUAUUUGACCAGAACCAAAAGAAGAAAAGUAUCAGCUGCUUAGAAAACAUUGGUGUUACAAUAAAAUUCUUAUCGCAACUGGCAUCCAUGGAAAUCUUUGUUAACAAUUUUGUUGCUGACUUGAACAGUUUGAGUAUUCUUAAGGCGCCAUCAGUUCUGCUCAAAACUGAAGAAACAAUUUCCGCACAAGUAACGAAACACAAUGUCUUGAAAUGUUUGUGUCAAAAUAUUUUGAGUUCAUAUGUACCUGAAGCUAAAUGUAGCAAUUUCAAAAAAUUCGUAUUUAGGGUUAUUACAAGUUUGCGAUCCUGGAUACAGCAACAUUACUGCAGUGGGGAAGGAAUUAAAAAUGGUGAUCAUGGCUCAUGUGUGGUAAAAAUUGAGGACCCCAUAUGUACAUUGAUAAAAAUAGACUUAGAAAUAUUGGCUGAACUAAUUUUGGAGGCCAAAAAAAUUUCCCUUGACUAUAAAUUCAUGGAUGCCGUCUUCGAACUACAACAGCUGAUACACUAUUUACUCGGCCGAAACACUGUACACGCACGAUGUGAGACUACCUGGCAAUCUUUCUUUAUUCUAUUUGAGGGCAGUGUUGCUAUAUUGAACAGCUUAAUUUUGGCCAGGGAAGAGCUUUUAGAAGAUAGGUGGCCAUGUCUAAUGCAGUGUUACAAAACAUUAGUCCUUUGCUUGUGUGAGAGAUCGGUAUACCACAAUGAAGACGUGGAAAUAGCUAUUGAAUAUAAAUUAGCUGAAAUCGCUCAUUCUAUUGAAAAAUUAACGCAAUCUAUAUCAAAAAAGAAAAAUCACGUUUCGCGCAUUGCAGCCUAUGCCGUCGCAGACUUUUGCUUCUGGCUGGAAAAAUCCCCCCCACCAAAAGCCAUCAGACAACACAUAGAAAACUCCAUAGUCUUGCUUAUACAGGCGUCUGAUUCUAAUCAUGCUAUGGCGUUCUUAAGGCGUUGUUUAGCGGGGUCUAUAGGUCAAACUACAUUGACAAACAUGUACACCAUGUACAAGAGAUAUCAUAAAUAUGUUGGUAAUGCUUAA